GCGGGAGGCGGGCGCCGGGAGCUGCAGCGCUUCUGACUGAAAGGAACGGGAUCGCCCCCGGCUCGAGCGAGGCCGCUGGGGACGGGCCCUGCCGCGGCACGGGGCCUUCCCGCACGUAGCGUGGCCGCGGAAACGCCAGAGCUCCCUGGAAAAGAAUUAUCCCUCCCCCGCAGGGCUGGCGGGCCGUGCUGCCGCGUGGCGGAGCGGGGCACGGCUGGGAUCGCAGCGGGAGCAGCGCGGCCUUCCCGGGCCGCCCGUCCACACUGAUCCUCGCGCCGCGCUCCCGGGGACUCGCUUUCUUCCGCUGUCAGAUUGGUGGUGGGCGAGAUUGACUCUGGAUAACUCACACUCUUAGCCUCAAUUGGAAACAGAGCCAGGAGGAAUCCCUUGUUUUGCUGUCGCCGAGGACACCUGAUAUCCGAAAAAAAAUUAUGUUCAGGGGCAGAGCGUUUGGUCUGUUACAAUCUCUCCACUUGAUGGGUGGCCAGCCCCGUUUGCCUUGCAAAUUCGUUCAUCCAGCUCUUACUUCUCAUGUGCGUCAGUGUCAAAAGAGGAGGAAUGUGGAUUGCAGGCAGCGCUACAGCACAGGCCCGAGUAGUGCUGGAGGAAGAGCCUUACAUGUCCCUCAGACCAAGGUCAUGGCAGAACAGGAGUUGCCGGGUGUUUUGAUUCUGGAUAUAGGAGGAACUCAAGGGGUGCUGGCAAACCAUGUAGCGCUUCUGAAGAAACACUUCUGCCUUAUCACCAUGAAGGAAUUUCUUGCAAACAAAAAAGAAAUGAGCAAAAAAAUCCAGUCUGUUUUCGUGUUUGAGUGCAGGCCAACUAUUGACCGAGAGCUCUUGGAAAGCCUGCCUAAUUUAAAGGUAAUUGCCAACUCCGGGGUCGGAGUGGAUCACUUGGACGUGAAAAUGAUUUCUAGCUUUGGGGUAAAGGUGACCAACACCCCACAAGCCGUUGCUGACUCAACAGCAGACAUAGGAAUGGCCUUGAUGCUGGCGUCUGCCAGAAGACUGGUGGAAGGCUGCCAGAUUGCGAUUUCUCCAGACACGGAGCAUUUUGCUGUUGACUGGCUGGGAGUUGAAGUCACCGGGGCUACUCUGGGGAUCAUCGGAAUGGGCAGUAUUGGUUACAAAGUGGCUCAGAGGGCUAAAGCCUUUGAGAUGAAGAUUCUCUACCACAACAGGAACCGCAGAAAAAGGGAAGAGGAGCAGGCAGUUGGUGCACACUACUGUGAGAAGAUGGACGACUUGCUGCAGCAAUCUGACUUUGUUGUGCUGGUGGUCAACCUGUCCCCAGAGACUCACAAGCUGAUUGGGAAACGGGAGCUGGGGCUAAUGAAGCCCACGGCCACUCUGAUAAACAUCAGCCGAGGUGCAGUUAUUGAUCAAGAUGCAUUGGUAGAAGCUCUACAGAAGAAGGUUAUUAGGGCGGCUGCUCUGGAUGUGACAUACCCUGAGCCUCUUCCAAGAGACCAUCCUUUGUUAAAAUUAGAUAACAUUAUCAUAACCCCUCACAUUGGAACUGCAACAGUCCAGGCCAUCCAUAUGAUGGCAGAGGAAGCAAUAACAAAUAUGCUGGCUGUUCUCAAUGGUCAGCCCAUUCCCAGUGAAGUGGUCCCCAAGUGAUGUGCACCAGAUGACAUCCCGAAAUCUCUUGUCUGUGAAAAACACUAUUUUCUACAGUACCUCUGUUCCUGCACUGCUUUUGUUGUCCUGAUAUUGCAAAGCUGUUGGCCCACUGAGCUUAACCUGUAUUGCCAUUUCCA
Molecule: messenger RNA, 1765 nt
Organism: Nothoprocta perdicaria
Lineage: Eukaryota; Metazoa; Chordata; Aves; Tinamiformes; Tinamidae
Product: probable 2-ketogluconate reductase
Exons: 7
Coding region: 432-1625 (397 amino acids)
Cellular component (GO): cytosol
Molecular function (GO): glyoxylate reductase (NADPH) activity; NAD binding; hydroxypyruvate reductase [NAD(P)H] activity
Source: RefSeq, a predicted model, not a curated record